Eupeodes corollae is the source of this 5438-nucleotide messenger RNA. RefSeq names its product coronin-7 (gene pod1). Bases 865 to 4563 code for a protein of 1232 amino acids. The record is from RefSeq and is a predicted model, not a curated record. Gene Ontology annotation, molecular function: protein binding. Lineage: Eukaryota; Metazoa; Arthropoda; Insecta; Diptera; Syrphidae. The transcript has 14 exons.
GUAUUUCUUGUGCGGUAUUUGUAAGUUCGCGGUCACCGGUAAUGUUUUUUCUUAUAAAAUAAAAUAAAGAAAAAUAUAUAAUAAAACAUUCUGAAAGUUAUUUUAAUUAAUUUUUAAAAACCAAAACAAAAUUUCUCACAACAAAUAAAUAAAACCCACAAAAGUCUCCAAUCCAAAAUACAAAGGGAUAACUUUUUCUCCAGCAGUGUUUUCGUUUUUUCUUUGCUUUAAUUUUUAUAUUGGGUGUGUGCCUCUGCCUGUGGCCUGAGCCUAUGCCUGUAGCCUGUGCUGACUGCUGCGCUUCUCUUGGUUCUUUUGUGUGGUUGUGGUGUGACAAAUAAAAAGAAAAUUUUAUUCCAAACCCAAUUUUUUCACAAAGAAAGUGUUUUUGUUUUCUUUUAGGAAAUUUUUAGUAACGUCUGUCGAGAAGAAGAUAAACUUAAAUUUAGUGUGAGGAUUUUUAAGAAAAGUGCCACGGUGCCAGCUAGCGGUGAUUUCAAUGCUUAAAAGGAAAAAAAUAGCUGCAACUCCGGAAGUCUGAAGAAGAAGAAGAAGACUAAGAAAUCGUGAAUUUUGUAGCCGCUUCAGUUACAACUCGCAAUCGCAAUCAUCACUGCUGCUACCAAUCGUCGUCGUUCGGUGGUGCUGCAAAUAUUUUUUUAUCGGUAUCGCGGCAAAGUUUUCCGUAGCCGUAGCCGUUGUAAAGGGGGGGAGAAAUUAUCUAAAUUAUAAAAUUUGAAAUAAUCAAGCGAAACUUAUAAUAAAAAAGAAGCAGAAGCAGCAGCCGCAGCAAUAGAAGAAGAAGAAGUAAAUUCUCGCACGAAGAAAGUUGCUAAACUAGGUAGUAAAUAAAUAAGUGAUAAAAUGGCGUGGCGAUUCAAAGCCUCCAAAUACAAAAAUGCUGCUCCCAUUGUGCCCAAACCGGAAGCAUGCAUUCGAGAUAUAUGUGUUGGAUCAUAUCAGACAUUUGGCAACAAUAUUGCAGCGUCCGGGGCUUUUAUGGCAUUUAACUGGGAGCACACGGGCUCCAGCUUAGCAGUGUUGCCAAUCGAUGAUUGCGGGCGGAAAAGCAAGACUAUGCCAUUAUUGCAUGGCCACACGGAUACUGUCACAGAUCUAGAGUUCUCACCGUUUCAUGAUGGACUCCUGGCGACUGCUUCGCAAGAUUGCUUGGUCAAAAUUUGGCACAUUCCCGAAAAAGGUCUAGAUGCGUCACUAUCGGAUGCUGAGUGUGUUUUUUCUCACAAACAACGUCGUGUAGAGACAGUAGGUUUUCAUCCUACAGCAGAUUGUCUUUUACAUUCCACAGCAGCUGGAUGUGUCACUCUAUGGGAUAUCACUACACAGAAGGAAGUAUUUUCUAACAACGAACAUCCUGAGGUUAUACAAUCGGUCAGUUGGAAGCAAGACGGAACAUCCUUGGCUACCAGCUGUAAGGAUAAGAACGUGCGGAUCUUAGAUCCAAGGGUAGCUGGGGAACCCAUUCAAAUGAUUGGCGAAAGUCAUCAGAGUAUCAAGGAUUCUCGAGUUGUAUGGUUGGGAAAUCAGAAUCGCAUUCUAACAACUGGUUUUGAUGCUGCCCGUCUGAGACAAGUAAUCAUUCGUGAUUUGCGUAAUUUUGCCGUACCAGAAAAAACUCUGGAGUUGGAUUGUUCCACUGGUAUUCUUAUGCCUCUCUACGAUCCGGACACUAAUAUGCUUUUCCUCGCCGGAAAGGGAGACACCACCAUUAACUAUCUCGAGGUUAGUGACAAAGAUCCGUUCUUAAUCGAAGGACUGCGUCAUACCGGCGAACAGACAAAGGGUGCCUGUUUGGUGCCAAAGAGAGCCCUCAAAGUGAUGGAAGGAGAAGUUAAUAGAGUUUUGCAAUUGACUUCCAACAUGGUCAUUCCUAUUAUGUAUCAAGUUCCAAGAAAGACUUAUAGAGAUUUCCACAGUGAUCUAUACCCAGAGACUACGGGUUACAAGACUGAAUUGAGUGCCAGCGAAUGGAUGAAUGGCAUUAACAUUCCCGUACCAAAAAUGAGCUUAGAUCCGGCAAAGCGGGAGCUAGGAGAUGCUCCAAUUACGGUUCAUCGUGGUAAUUUAAAAUCGGUUGUUAUGAAUAUAGAAAAUAAAAAAUCCUCAGAAGCCAAAAAGCAACAAAACGGACGUCAUACGUCGUGUCCGGUUGUUGUUACCGCCGUUAAAAACGAUCUCAGGUUCAAUGAAAAGACUGAUAAAAAGAGCGACGACGAAUUACUUGCACUUUCCAGAAAUGACAUAAUGAAAAAAUUCGACAGCAAGUAUAAAACUGAUUCGGAAAAACAAAUAACUUCCAUUAGAAAGAAGGCUGUAUCACCACAAAAUGGCGAUACUAAUCAUGAAGAAUCACGCAUGGUUUCUCAUAAUUCGUCACAAGAAUCUCCUGAGGAGUCAUGCAGCAGUGAUCAUUCGAUUACGACCCCACCUAAACCAAUGCCACGUACGUCGAGAAAUAAUUCAUUGCCUGACUCACAACAUAGCUCAUCGAGUGAUGAGACUCCUCGCCCGAAGCCGAGGACAACGACACCAUCGUCUUAUAAGCCAAGAUUGGGACCAAAGCCAUUUUCGAGUAAUUCAGGAGACCUUACUUUGGAUAAAGUAUUCGCUGUACCACAUGCUCCAGGAUCCAUAGACACGCUUAAUAGCUUGGAUGAAACAAUUUCUCCACCCGCCCCCAAUAAACCCGAUCUCAUUGUUGAAAUUGAAAUAAAAAAAGAAAAACCACUAAGGAAUGGCGAUGGAGAUGAAGAGUCUGGUUCGAAGUCGUUGACAACUUCAGAGAGACGAAAGUCGGCAGAUGAAUCUCCUGAUAAGAUAUUUGAACUUAAUCACUCCGAGUCAUCAGGAAAUUCUACUGAAGGAGAAGAUAAGCCUGAGGUUGAGUUGCGCAGAAACCUUACUACUCGAGGUAGUAUUGCAGAUCGACGUCGUUUGUACGAAAACCGCUCGAGAAGCACUCAAGACGAAAAAAUACAAUCGCCAGCUCCACUACGUGAGCUAACAAGAACUGAACCGAUAAAGCCUCCAACAGAAAAUAAACGUAUUUCUGUGCCCGAAGGAAAGCUUCUCGAAGAGAAACGGCGAAACAUGGAUGGCAUAAAGAAGUCUGCCACGGAAGCAACCAUUACAUCAACAAAACGUACUUCAACAGUAUUCGGCAAAGUUUCCAAGUUCCGACACUUGAAGGGAACUCCAGGCCACAAGUCGACUCACAUAGAGAAUUUGCGAAAUUUAAGUCGACAAAUCCCUGGUGAGUGCAAUGGUUUCCAUGCGAACCAUGAGCGUGUUGCAGUCCCACUUUCCGGUCCGGGAGGUAAAAUCGCAAUUUUCGAACUGAGUCGCCCUGGUCGUUUACCUGAUGGUGUGAUCCCCUCGCUGGUUAAUGGAAGCAACAUCAUGGACUUCCAGUGGGAUCCUUUCGAUUCAAGGCGUUUGGCUGUAGCCUGUGACGAUGGAAUAGUAAAGCUGUGGCGCAUUGAUGAGAACGGUUUGACUGAACCGACAAACACUCCCGAAAAAGAACUCACAGCCCACUUAGAUAAGAUCUAUUUUAUUCGAUUUCAUCCGCUGGCUAAGGACGUUUUCUUGACCACGAGCCAUGACAUGACAGUUAAGUUGUGGGAUCUGAAUACAAUGCAAGAGAAGUGCAAUUUGCAAGGUCACAAUGAUCAAAUAUUCGAUUUGGCAUGGAGUCCGUGCGGAAAAUUCGCCGCCAGUGUGUGCAAAGAUGGCAAGAUACGUGUUUACAACCCACGGAAGUCAGAGACACCAAUAAGGGAAGGAAAUGGACCAGUUGGAACAAGAGGUGCUCGCAUAACUUGGGCCAUUGAAGGGCAGUACAUAGUGUGUACAGGAUUUGAUAAAGUAUCGGAGCGACAAAUAAGCGUUUACAAUGCUAAUAAAUUAGCUGCUCCAUUAAAUACAAUGAGUUUAGAUGUAUCACCAUCUAUCUUGAUUCCAUUCUAUGACGAGGAUAGUUCAACAUUAUUUGCUACAGGAAAAGGAGACUCAACUAUCUAUGCCUAUGAAAUAACCGAUGAGGAACCAUAUAUCUGUCCACUUUCACAUCACAGGUGCUCUUCGUUGCAUCAGGGUCUUAGUUUCCUCACAAAGAAUCAUUGUGAUGUGGCGAGUGUUGAAUUUUCAAAGGCUUAUCGCUUGACAAACACAACAAUUGAACCAUUAAGUUUUACAGUGCCAAGAAUAAAGAGUGAACUAUUCCAAGAUGACCUCUUCCCCCCGACUCUGGUGACAUGGGUGCCAACAAUGACGGCUGACGAUUGGUUUUCAUUGAAUGAUAAGAAGCCGAAGAAAAUCAGUCUUCAGCCAGAGGGUAUGGAGUGUUUAUCAUCCAUUCAACCAGCAGCACAGAUUAAAAAACCCGAACAAACAAACAGUCCCCAAUUUUUGACAAAAUCCGAAUAUGAAAAAGCGAAACAACAAGAAAUUCAAAAAUCUGUAAGUGCUCGCAUGGAAUACAACACCAAACUCGAACAAGAUGAAAUGGAAGGAGUGGACGAAAACGAAUGGGAAGAAUGAAAUUGACAACGGGCGCUAUAGAAAUAUUGCUGGAUCCUCGCCAGCAAAUUUAGACAUAAGAUAUCAAAUUUAUAUAAUAUAACAAAAUAUAGUACUAUUAAUCUUAAACGUUAAAAAAACAAAGCGAAAAUGAUCGUCUUAACAUGUGGAACACUAACAAAAAAAAAUACUCUGAGCAUAAUGUAUAAUCAUUUGUUUUGUUUUAAAAUCCAAACCAGAAGAAAAAAAACAAAAUCAAUUUCCCCAAAAUCUAAACUUGUAGCUCUCUAAAUCGAAAAUCCCAUUUAAAAAACAAGUCUAUUGUAAGUUUAUUUAAUUUAAUUAGAGAUUUAAAAAAGAAAUCUGUUGCCAUAAGUCAAGGAAUUAUACAAAACUAAUUAAUUUGUAACUCAAUUUAAAUAUCUAGUCGGAUAUCCACAAAUUUAGAUUAAAUUAAAUUAAAGAAGAAAAAGAAAAACAAAUAAGUAAAAAUGUUAAAAGAUAAAAUUACCUUACGUCCCUCCUACCCCCUCCCCCUAUCAUAGAUUCUUCCAAAGUUAUUUUUUGUUGUUAUAAUUUUCAAGGAAAAAUAUAACCAAGAGACUAUGGACACAUUGCCAUAAAUACAGACACUCAGGAUAUUCCUGAUCAUUGCCAGUUUAUACAUUUUUAUACGUAAAAAUAAAUUAUACAUCGUUAUUGCAUUUUUGAUACCCAAAAUUAAUCAGUCCUUAAUCAGAAACUCCUUGUAAUCUGAAGUUCUCUCCACUUAUCCGACAAAAGACAUGUUUUUUUCCAGUUGGAAAGUUAGGGGAAUUUCGAUUGCAAGGGUUUCCGAAGAGGGAGCGAAUUCUUAAAAGCAGAAAACAAAAAGAAAGAAGGAAGAGAACUUUUUA